Molecule: messenger RNA, 597 nt
Organism: Macroventuria anomochaeta
Lineage: Eukaryota; Fungi; Ascomycota; Dothideomycetes; Pleosporales; Didymellaceae
Exons: 1
Coding region: 1-597 (198 amino acids)
Source: RefSeq, a predicted model, not a curated record
AUGAAUGUGGAUGAGGUUUUCUCGCGCGAUCAAAUGCGCCAACAACAAGAAGAAAGAAAAAGCAGACUCAUCGCCAAGAACCGCCGAAAACGUUACCUCGAAGUCCACCCUGAAUACUUCGACGACUCCUCCCUCGAACUCGCAGAUCCCUUACUCUACGACCGACUCAUUCGCCGCUUCCAAACUGCUAGAGAACGCGAGGCAGAGGGCCAGCGCAAGGGCUUUUCAGGUCAAAUGUCAACCGACUUGUGGCGCGCUGAAGCGAAGAAAGACGCGCUCAAGCACACCGACCCCAACUCGCUUUUCACAUACACUCGAGGGCCACAGGGGCAGAUUAUGGAAGAAGACAAGGACGAGGUGCCAAUGACGAAAGAGGAGGGCAAGGCUUGGUGGGUUGACGAGAUGACACAGCGCUUCCUGAGCGGUGCGGACGACGACUUCGAGUACAAGACCGUAGAUGAGAAUGACAGAUACGAUGACGAGAAGGAGCGCGACAUUCAGGAUGCGUAUUUUGAUAGCAUGGAGUCUGACUUCGAUUCAGACGGCGAAGGGAAAGAAAAGGUCUUGACGGGCGAGACUGGCAUACAAGACUACUGA